UCUUUUCUGGCAUUCGUGUUAGAGAUUUGGAAUAAUGUCGUGUGAAUAUAUUCUUUAAAAUGUUAAGUAAAAUAAAGUUAUAUCAAACUUAUUAUUUUAUUGAGAAGAUGGUGUCAGAAUUCUUUAAAUAAUGAGACUUUAUUGAGGAUAAGUUUUAUCUUUGACAAAAGUGAAAGUUAUGAAACAAUAUGGCUUCUUCAGAAUUAGCACACGUAUGGAAAAACAAUGUGAAAUUCUCCAAAGUAUUCAAAAACAAAUAGAACUUCAAGGAUCGUCAAAUGGAACUGCUGAAGCAACGUUAAAGUCGGCAAAGAAGCUCAUUCUCAAAUGUUAUGAAACAGGUGAGGACUUUUGGAUCUUACUGUUACACCAGAGAAAUUUUUCCAAUAAUGAAGAUCAUUGCAGCCCAGCACAAAAGUUCUUGUCUAGAAGAACUAGGACCUUUUUGCCAAGUACAUCAGAACAAAUGGUUCCUGUAAGAAUUAACAACAUUCCAGAAAAUCUAAUGAUAAGAAAAGAAAAAUCUAAAUAUUUUUAUGACAAAUAGGUCAAAAUGUAGCCGUUCAAAUAAAUCCAGAAAACAAUAAUACAUGGAAACCGAAGCUAUACCGAAAAUUGAUUAAUAAAAUAAAGUUAUAUCAAACUUAUUAUUAUUAUUUUAUUGAGAAGAUGGGCCAAGACAAAUGUCCAGCUUUUUGGAAAAACUGUCUAUGUUGUGGUUUGAAAAAUAAUUUUCAGUAAAAAGGAUGUCAAAAUUAGAUGCAUUUAAUGCAAUAUUAAUGUCUCUACAGACUGCUUCAUUGGUAAAAUUGGUCUACUAUAAUUAAGAUAAGAACUUGCUGUGGAUUUUUUCUUCAAAUAAAUUACUUGAGUGUUGUAAGCAAAAAAUAUGAAUGUAAAAAAAGCCCUACAGGACAAUAUUUUUUGUUAUUUUCGGAGAUUUUGAUUUGUUUUGUUUGUUUAAAAUUAGAUUAAUUGUUAUUACUGUUGUAAAAAAAGAGAGAACUUUGAUCAAACCGAGUAUUAUUAUAAGUUCAUAUGUAUUCCUAGUUUAUAAACACUUUUGAAAUUCCGUUGUAAUACGGAAUAUAGUUAAUCGAUUACACUUCUGUGGUUAUGUGAACUAUUUUACAACGAAUAUUGUAUUCAUAAUGAAAAAUGUUUAAGAAAUCCACUUUGUGCCAUAAGAAGUAACAUUGUGAAUGCAAAUAUUGUUAAAAUAUAAUGAAUAUUGUGUUGUACACAACGCCAGCGUUUUGCACAAAAUGGAAUUUCACUCAUAAAUGUUUUUAACUUCAGUGAAUUUAUGGAAUGAGCA
Diatraea saccharalis (sugarcane borer) is the source of this 1318-nucleotide messenger RNA. Lineage: Eukaryota; Metazoa; Arthropoda; Insecta; Lepidoptera; Crambidae. The record is from the annotation of a GenBank genome assembly.